This is a messenger RNA of Sarcophilus harrisii (Tasmanian devil), 824 nucleotides long. RefSeq names its product small integral membrane protein 4 (gene SMIM4). The transcript is spliced from 3 exons. NCBI's taxonomy places the organism in Eukaryota, Metazoa, Chordata, Mammalia, Dasyuromorphia, Dasyuridae. The coding region runs from base 453 to 668 and encodes 71 amino acids. The record is from RefSeq and is a predicted model, not a curated record.
GAGGGGGGCCGACCCUAAAUUCGCGCGCCGACCCCCGGCUGGCCGGUAAUGCGGAGCCCGGCCCUUCUGUCGCUUCCGGGGCUCGGUGCUACCUUUCGUGCCCGGCCGGCACCGUUUCCUGUGCCGGGGCAGCGCCCAACGGCCUCAUGGCACAGAUUUCGGGAAGACUCGGGCUGAGAGGUCAGCAGGGACUCUCGGGGUCGCUCAGGUGGGAAGUGACAGCCAGACGAUGGCCCCUCAUCCGGAAGGCCCUUGAUCUCCCCGCACCAGUGCCGGGAUCCUUGGCGUCCUGGACGAGGUCGCCCCCGUCAGAGUCGGGCGUCCGGAUUCGCAGGCGCGGCCGUGUCCGCCCAGCCCGGGAGCCGCUAGUCCGCUGGGCCCCGGCCUCGUUCGUUCCCUUUCCGCCCGUUUCAGUUUAUUUCCCAUGAAGUCUGCUGGCUGUCACCUUGGAGAUGUUCACAAGGAAACAAGUGAAGCAACUUCUGCGGAGGAUACCUGGAAAACAGCGCUUUGGUGUCUAUAGGUUUCUUCCUUUCUUCUUUGUUCUGGGAGGAGCAAUGGAGUGGUUUAUGAUCAAAGUCCGAGUUGGCCAGGAGACCUUCUAUGAUGUUUAUCGAAGAAAAGAAUCAGAGAGACAGUACCAAAGAAGGCUGGAAGAAGAAUCUUGAGAAGCAUGAAUGGUGGAGCCUUACUUUUCAACAAAAUAAGUAGCCAUAACUUUUAAGUCAAAUGUGAAUGUGAACUGUUUUCACUUUGGGUUUCUCUAUCAUGUAAGAAACCUAUUAGUUAGUGCCCUCUUGUGGCCAGAUCAUGGAUCUUCACCC